CCUAGGUGCAAGUGCAUGCAAUGGCAUCAAUACUAGACACAAAAUCUGUAGUUGUUACCUUGUUCAUAUUUUUGUGGACAUGCACAUCUCGUGCUACAUCCCGGGCACUCUCUGAACCUUCCAUUGCUGCACUGCAUGCAGACUGGGCUGCCCUGCAUGGCCGUGUUUAUGCUAAUAGCGCUGAGAAGGACAGACGGCAACAGAUAUUCAAGGACAACUUGGAGUUCAUACACAAACACAACAACCAAGGAAACAAGAGCUACACUUUAGGCCUAAACCUUUUUGCUGAUUUAACUAACCACGAAUUCCUCGCGUCUCACACAGGAGCUCUUUAUAACCCACACACUCUACCACCACCAUCCUCCAACAUCAACCAUAGUCUCUCUGACAUUUCGUUAAGCUUGGAUUGGAGAAAGAAAGGAGCCGUUAACAAAAUUAAGUUCCAGGGCCAGUGUGGGAGUUGCUGGGCAUUUUCAGCCGUGGCCACCGUUGAGGGGAUUAACCAAAUAAAAACCGGAAACUUGAUUUCGUUGUCUGAGCAACAAUUGGUGGAUUGUGCCAGCUAUCACGGAUGCCAAGGAGAAUCCUUGGAAAACGCCUUUGGGUAUAUAAAAAGCACGGGUCUUGGAACUGAUGAACAAUACCCUUACAAGGAAACAACUCAGACUUGUCAUUCUGUGAAUCCUGCAGUCAGGAUUCUAGGUUUCCAGAUGGUGCCUCCGCAGAGGGAGGACCAACUUCUUCAGGCAGUGAACAACCAACCUGUCUCAGUAAUCCUUGAUGCUUCUGGACAAGCAUUUCAGUUUUACAGGGGAGGAGUUUUCUCUGGUAAUUGUGGAACUCAACUUAACCAUGCAGUUACUGCAAUCGGGUAUGAUGAGGACGCAAGUGGCAAGUACUGGUUGAUAAGAAAUUCCUGGGGCCAAGGAUGGGGAGAGGAAGGUUACAUGAAGAUUCGCAGGGACACCGGCUCCCCCCAAGGUCUCUGCGGCAUCAACAUGCAUGCCACUUAUCCCCUACUCUGACUAUUCUAUGCUCAUUCCUUCUAUACGCACCUAUCAUCACCAUGCUCUUUUCUCUUUUCUUAUUCACUUAUUUAAGCUACAAUUAUGUACCAUGCUCUACAUGUGUUCACCACAGAUCUAGCUAUCUGUGUGUCAAUAAUUCUCGUUCACUUUUGUUUUAUUAUUCAUCACCAGUACCAUUUAUAGAUCCA
Messenger RNA from Vigna unguiculata (cowpea), 1216 nucleotides. RefSeq names its product cysteine proteinase EP-B 1-like. NCBI's taxonomy places the organism in Eukaryota, Viridiplantae, Streptophyta, Magnoliopsida, Fabales, Fabaceae. Gene Ontology annotation, molecular function: cysteine-type peptidase activity. The record is from RefSeq and is a predicted model, not a curated record. Gene Ontology annotation, biological process: proteolysis.